Molecule: messenger RNA, 2096 nt
Organism: Metopolophium dirhodum (rose-grain aphid)
Lineage: Eukaryota; Metazoa; Arthropoda; Insecta; Hemiptera; Aphididae
Product: serine/threonine-protein kinase Nek8-like
Exons: 7
Coding region: 907-1767 (286 amino acids)
Biological process (GO): protein phosphorylation
Molecular function (GO): protein kinase activity; ATP binding
Source: RefSeq, a predicted model, not a curated record
UUAAAUAAUAAAAAUAAAAUUUUUUUAAUAUCCAUUAGAUUUUUAUAAAAUAUUCAAAUUUGAACCCAAUAUGGCAAUAUAUUCCUAAAACAUGUUUUUUACAUAAAAUAUUCCUUUUUAUGCGUCGAAUAUAAAAUUCGAUAUAGGUAUUAUGGAAAAAAUAAAAUAAAUAUUCUGUCAUCAAUAUUAUUAUUUUCGUGCAGACUAUUUAUAAACAGCGAGUUAUCGCCUAUCGGCCCGGCCGGUAACGAUAUGAAAUCCGGUUUUGGUCAUGGUGCGGUAUGGUUACAGUCGAGCGCGGGGUGGUGGUAUGAACAUUGAGCCCCGUGACAAAUUUGUCAUGAUGAACACUAUUUUUGAACGCUGCCGCUACAGUCAGCGCAGCAGCACAUUAAUAUGAUGGCCGUAAAUCGUAAUAUUUCUCUUACCAAAAACCGAUGCCCUUAUCUCAUAAUUAAAUCAUUAUUACUGUUCUAUUUAUAAGUGCAGUUUUGGUUUUUACAUAAAAAAGAUAAGUGACGCUAUAGAUUAUUAUAAAUGUUUAGUUCUAACAUUAUAACCAUUAACCAUACAUUAUUGAAUGUGGGACGUAGGAGAAUUAUUGUGAUAGUAUCUAAUUUGUGUUUGUGUAGAAUGUCAGGUGGCUAAUUCUAACUAUGACGUCUGAUUGUCUUAUUUAUUAAUAUUAAUAAUAAAUUAAAAAGUUAAGUUGAGAAGUUGAUUGCCAUAUCCGUUGCUUACCUACCUAUUGUUGCUGUGUCUGUUGCCUGAUUCAAUUAUAUAAUUAAUACAAUUUAAAUUAAUUUCAUCAAACGAUCGAACUACCAUUGAAAUAUUGUUUAAGCUUGCAAUGGAUACAUAACAGUACAAUUGUAUAGAAAUUGUUUAUAUUUUUUUUCCGCGAGCAUGGAUUCUUAUAAUGUUGUUGGUGUGCUAGGACGUGGAGCUUUUGGAGUUGUUGAACUGGUUAGAGACUUUAAUUUAAAGAAAUUAGCUGUUAUGAAAACCAUAUACAUAAAAUCCAUGUCAACAGAGAACGUUAAGGAAGCUAUCAAAGAAAUUCAAAUUCUUCAAAUGUUAAAUCAUCCAAAUAUCAUCAGAUAUUAUAAUAGUUUUCAAAAUAAACAAAGUUUCCAUAUCAUUAUGGAGUAUGCCAUACACGGAACUCUUGAAAACUUUGUUAAUAAAUGUUCACAAACUUCAAAUUAUAUUGCCCAAGAUUGUGUAUUAAAUAUACUUAGUCAAGUUACAAUGGCAGUGGAUUACAUACACAAAAUGAAGAUUAUACAUAGUGAUAUUAAUCCAAUGAAUAUAUUAUUAACAGGAAAUCAAGGUACAGUUGUAAAACUCGGAGAUUUUGGCUCUUCUCGCAUAUUAACCAGUGACAAAAUUGUUGGUGAAAAUUGUUGUACGCCAUGUUACAUGUCUCCAGAGCAAUGUUUUGGGAAACCUCUGAGAUUAAAAAGUGACAUAUGGCAAAUUGGUUGUGUCUUAUACUAUUUGAUUACUACAAAACAUCCCUUUGUUGCGAAGAGUUUAGCAGAUACUAUAUCAAGCAUUGUAGAAGGAGUUUUUAGCAUUUCAGAAAAAAUGAACUUUUACGACAGUGAUGUGAUAAUGCUUUUGCAUGAGUUAUUGAGUCGUGAUCCGACAGUUCGACCUAAUGCAUCUGCUAUACUUUCAAAUCCAUAUAUAUUACCCUAUGUGUUGAACAGCAAUUGUCACUGGUUUAAAUCUGGUAGGAAAGCCUCGAACCAAAACUAUUAAAUGUAUCAAUUGAAAUAAUUUUUUUUUUGUUAUUUAAGUAUAUAAAUAAGUAAGAACAAAUUUUAAUUAUUAUUAUUCUGUUAAAAUGAUUUUUUUUUAUGACGUAGUUGAAAAGCUAAUAUUUAAAAAUUGAAGUUCGAUUUAUUAAAUUUUAAAUUUUACUUCAAUUAAAAAAGUCUUGUGACAUUAAUGUGUACAAAAUGCAAUGUGCAAUAUUAAAUAUAUUUUUCUGUAAUUUUGUGUUUAUUGAUAAUUUAAAUAAAUUAGAAACAAUGUUUAUUAUCUACAAUCUAUAAAAAUAUACACUUAUUCAAGUAAUACAUGAUGUA